This is a messenger RNA of Mytilus californianus (California mussel), 2763 nucleotides long. RefSeq lists its product as uncharacterized. Bases 42 to 1334 code for a protein of 430 amino acids. Lineage: Eukaryota; Metazoa; Mollusca; Bivalvia; Mytilida; Mytilidae. The record is from RefSeq and is a predicted model, not a curated record. The transcript has 3 exons.
CUCGAAAUCAAGAUGGUGCAAAAUCUAAACUGUUAGAAAAUAUGUCUGCUUCAGAGGUGUUCAUAGUAUUUGAUUGGGCAAUGAAAUAUCUACCCAGAAGGUACCGAGAGGAUCAAAGCAACUGGUUUGCCAAGAGGGGUAUUAAUUGGCACAUUAGUAUAGUAUUUCACAAAACAGAAAAUGAUUUAGAAAGUCUUGGAUUUGUCCACAUAUUUCAAAAUCAAAUAUCGCAGGAUUCCCGUACUACCAGUGCUGUCAUCUUAGACACUAUCAGAAGUGUGAAGGAAAAGUAUCCACAGAUAGAUGGAUUGCAUUUAUGGUCUGACAAUGCAGGAUGUUAUAAAAGCACUGAAACAAUCAGUGCACUGUUCCAUAGCGGAGAAGUUACCUCAUAUAACUUUUGUGAAGCACAGGAUGGUAAAGGUGCUUGUGAUCGCACUGCUGCUACACUAAAGUCAGGAAUAAGACGUUUCCUUAACCAGGGUCAUGAUGUUGUGACUGCAUCACAAAUGAAGAAAGCAAUAGAAACAACUGCCAAGAAUGUGAAAUAUGUUGUAAAAGUAGUUGACUUCAAAGAUCAAGUUCCAGUCAGUGUUGCUGUCAAGAUGAACAUUCCAUCUUUAUCUACAUAUAACAACUUCGAGUUUGAGAAAGAUUUCAUACGAGUAUGGAGGCAUUUUAACAUUGGCAAUGGAAAAGUAAUCAAGAAACCUGAAGGUUUUUCUGUGCUGCUUCCUACACUGCAAGUGGUUGAGUCGUCAACACAUGAUGUCACCUUUCACAGUUUGACAACAUCAACAAAAAAAAGUGGAAAGAGUGAAGAUGUUUUUGUAUGCUCAAAUGAUGGUUGCAUGGCAUCUUUUUCUACAUAUGAGGAAUGUCAGGACCAUGCAACCAUUGAUAACUGUGAACUACAGCCAGAGAAAAAAAUAAAAGUUGAAGCAGUUAGUCUUUACGUUGAAAAAUUAAAUAAAUCCCAUUUUAAUUUGAAUAACAUAGAAAUUGCCUCAACAACAUCACUAUCUGUUUCUCCCAAUGUAUUGCAGAUGGGCUGGUCUUUGAAGGAAGGAAGAAAAAAUGUGAGAUUUAUUGAUAAGCAAAAGCAAUUCCUUAUUGACAAAUUUAACAACGGAAUAGUAUGUGGUCACAAAGAAGAUCCUGAAAAUGUAUCAGAAGCAAUGAAAUUUUCUACAAACCCAGAUGGAAGUAAAAUGUUUAGAAUGGAGGAAUUUCUUACCCCUCAACAGAUAAUGAGCUUUUUUUCACGGCAUGCAAGAAAAAGUGAUGCUGCUAGGGAGCUGGUUAUUUCGGAACUACAGCAAAGUUUCCAAUAACAAUCUUAAUUAACAUUUACUAUGGCUGUUUCAUUAUGCAAAAUAUGCAAAAUAUCUGAUUUUUGGUUUGUAGAAAAUAGAUGAUCCUAACAAGCAGUUGUACAAUUAUAAUAAAUAUCUGCAAAUACUUUGAAAAGAAAUAAGUUAUGCCCACAAUAAUUGUAACCAAACAUUAUCAUGAUUAGCAUUAGCUAUUGAAACUUGCCUAGAAAUAAGAUAAUUAUCCAUGCCUUCACAAAUUUAUAGUUGCAAAAUUUACAAUAUGUAACAAAGAACACUUCUUCUUGAUGACAAAAUAUUCAAGGUUAACUUAACUCAAGGAAUUUAUUUUUUAAUUCAUAUUCUGCAUAAUACACAUGUAAUAAUUUCAAAUUCAAAUGACAAUUGUCAAACUUUUGGAAUAUAUGAUUCAAAAUUAUUGAAAAAUAUUGAUUUGAAUGUAAGCUUCAACAAUCAAUCAUUGAUGUAGUUAUUAUUACUCCCAUUAUUAACCUUAAUUAAAUCUAUUGUCUUGGUUUUUUUUCUUAAAAGAAAAACAUUGUAUAAUAUGCGUUAUAUCUUUUUAAUUUAUUGAAUUAACAAUUUGCAUGUAUAGAAAUUAUGAUCUUUACAAAAAUUGUGUGAACCAAACCAUCAACCCUACUGCCAAAAAAUUAUAAAUGAACAACAAAUUUCUUCAUGAUUAAAUCGAGUUAGGGUGUUGCCUUUGAUAUUCUUCAACAACAUAAUUAUAAUACAGUCAUAUCAAAUUUGUUUCAUACAAACUAUUAAUCUAAGAAUAAUUAUAAAACCAAUCCAAUUCAUAAUUUUUGUUUUAUGGAUGGAAAUAUUUGUUUCUUAUUUUAUUAUAAAUAAAGUUGUAACUACUGCUGUAAAUGAUAUUUGAAGAAUUGAAAAAUUAUGUUUUUAAAUCUAAACUACAAGUUCUUAAUGUUACUAUGUUGAAUUAAAGCCUAGAAUACUGUUUGGUUGGUAUGCAAUAUUGGAGAAAGGUCAUUGGCCAAUAGCGUAUCUUUAAAACAGUAGGCUUUUCAUUAAUGAAAAUUAAUAAUAAAGAAUUUUCAGAUUGGCAGAUUGCAAUUUGAGAAUAAAAGGCAAUUUUUUGAAAGCUUAAUAUUAAGUUUGAUAUUCACCAUUCAAUUUCAAUCAAUUUCCAACCCCUUGCAUUUACAAUAUAUGUCUGUUUGGUUAAUUAGAAAAUGUAAGGAAAAGGUCGAAAGAUUAAGGUCAUUUGAAGGAUAAAAUCACCAUUUUUCAUAUUUAUAUUUAAUUAUUAUUGACUUAUUGAAGCAUUCAAUGUGUGUUUAUUAUUUUAUUUUCAUUUCUUGAACAAAGAUGAUCAUUUGAUAUGAAAAAAUUACAAAAUUGACCUGUAUAUGUUUGGAAAUGUAUUUAAGGAUUAAAAAAAAAAAAAAAAAAAAUCAAAAAA